AUGGCCAUCGGUGGAAUCCUCAUGAUCAAACUUUUGCCAAACGAGGAGAAGCUUGCUCGUCUCGCUGGCUUCUGGCUCAUCAUGGCUGUUGCGCCCGCCUUCCCUCUAAUGAUGUCCUUGUCGGCAAGCAACAUUGCGGGCUUCACCAAGAAGUCAACUGUCAUGGCAAUGAUCUUCUUGGGUUAUUGUGCUGGAAACCUGAGUGGACCCCAGUUCUUCAUCAGUACUGAAGCCCCAAGUUACCAUACUGCAUACACGACCAUCCUAGCUUGCUUCGCUAUCACCAUCGUUCUCGUCGUCGCCAUGCGUUUCUAUCUCGCGUGGGAGAAUAACCGCCGAGACAAGGAGCAGGGCGUGCAGAGAGACCCAGAGGAAACCCGACAGGUGGAUCUCAACACGGAUGGAACGCUGCUUGAUGUUGAUGAGACGGAUGUUCAGAACAGGAACUUUAGAUACAUUCUCUAG
This is a messenger RNA of Fusarium keratoplasticum, 465 nucleotides long. RefSeq lists its product as uncharacterized. The coding region runs from base 1 to 465 and encodes 154 amino acids. Lineage: Eukaryota; Fungi; Ascomycota; Sordariomycetes; Hypocreales; Nectriaceae. The record is from RefSeq and is a predicted model, not a curated record. The transcript has 2 exons. Gene Ontology annotation, biological process: tripeptide transport; dipeptide transport; allantoate transport. Gene Ontology annotation, cellular component: plasma membrane. Gene Ontology annotation, molecular function: dipeptide transmembrane transporter activity; allantoate transmembrane transporter activity.